AUGGGUAAUUGUGUGACAAACAGAACAAAAAUCUAGACCAAUCUAGAGAAACCCCAAAAGUUGUACAUUCACCAAGCCUUUAUGAGACACACACUUACAAACCCAGAAUCUCGUAAGUAACUAUUGCUAUUUGAAGACAAUUUCAUUGACAUGUUUGAUGAAAGUCCCAUUUUGGGAUAAAGCAUGUAUUGGUUUUUAUUAGGACUGCAAAACAAUGAGUAGAAGGGGAUCGAAUACGAAACGAUGCUCCAUAUAUCAGAGGUCUUCGUUUUGGGUAAAUCAGAAAAUGAAAUAUUAAGAUUACCAAACAGAGUUUCUUUAAUUGUAUUAAUAGUCUCCCUGUUUGGUAAUUUGAAUGUCAAGGAUGCGAUCAAACAAUUUGCCUCCAUGGAAAUCACUUAUUUGUAGACAACCAAAUGUAUGCAAGUGUUUAUCAAUAUGAUGUUGAGAAAGCAGAAUGUGAAUGAACAGCCAAUCAAAUCAUUUGUAGAUUCAAUAUUCUAGAAAGUUAAUGGCAACGUUCCGAUCUUGCAGUUAAUUAAAUUUUUUGAUAAUUACAUGGCACAGUUAGAAGAAAUUGUCGAAGAUUAUUAUUACAAUAAAUUUCUCGGAGAAUAGAAAUUAUUUCGUAAUCCCCAAUUGUAACAUCCCUCUCACAUCUUGAAUCAAGAAUGGAUAGCAUUUAUGUAUUUGAGUUUCAUGCACAAAGACACUAACAAAUUGGAACUACUCUACUCCACCAAUGUUCAUGAGAGGAGCUUUGAGUUAUUGUCUCAUCUUCUUACUGAAUGUCAAACAAGUGUAUUAUUCUUAAUCCAGUGUGAAGAAGUUAAUCGUAAGUACAUCUUUGGAGCAUAUACAAAUUUUGAAUGGAAAGAUGAUGCUCAACCUAAUGGUAGCAAAGAAGAUUGCAUAUUUCAAAUGUUCCCAUAAUACAAGGUUUACAAAACUAAAAAUGAUAAAUUUACUCGAUCACAAUGUACUUACCUAAAUUCAAAGCACUCAGAAUUAAAGCAAGGCAUUGGAUUUGGAGGAGAAUUAGCAAAGGAAUUUAGGGUUUUUCUUAAUUAAGAUCUCCUUAAUGUAUAAUGCAAAAAUCAUGAUAAAACUUAUGAGCCUGGAGAGUUGAUGCCUCUCAAAUAAGCCAAAGUAUCUAUCCUCGAAGUUUGGACCAUUUAAUAGAUUUAAGGUACUACAUAAUUUAAAGAUCUGAUUUAUCAAAAAAUUGAUGAAUAAAUUGAAUUGGAAGAAUUCGAAAACCCAUUAGUUCAUUUAGAUGAAGAUAUCAGUUCCUAUAGAUCUGGUGAUCAUCCAUCUCUAAAUCAGUCUAUUCAUUAAUUACAAGAGAGGGAUUCAUGCGAUUGGGAGGGAGAAAGUUAGAAUGGAUUUGAAGAAGAGAUCAUCAUAAGAGGGGAUGGAUUUGAAGAAGUGAAGAAAAAUGAACAAGGAUUCGAAGUCAUUCCUUUGAAUGAAGCAAGUAUCAAUAAAAAGAGUACAAAGGUGUAAAACUAAGAAAAGGCACCAUAACCUCCACAACAGGAAGACAAUCAAUUUGAAGAAGUUCUGAUCAAAACAUCGUAAUGUAUGGAUUCCUCUGCACUUUAAAUGGUGUACAAUGUCGUUUCAGGAGCCUUUGGACAGGCUGAAACAGAUGAUAAUUGGAAUGGGGAUAACUCUGAUUGGAAAGGUGAUGGAUCCACUACUGCCAAACAAAGUCGAGUUCAAUUAAGUAAGGAUUUGGCUACAAUCACUGAGGAACUUAAGGAGUCUACCAAUACCCAAUAUUGAUUACAUUAAAUAAUAUAUUUAAUACUAAAGUUAAAAAUCAAUUAAUAAAA
Molecule: messenger RNA, 1838 nt
Organism: Paramecium tetraurelia
Lineage: Eukaryota; Ciliophora; Oligohymenophorea; Peniculida; Parameciidae
Exons: 4
Source: RefSeq, a predicted model, not a curated record